Molecule: messenger RNA, 468 nt
Organism: Protopolystoma xenopodis
Lineage: Eukaryota; Metazoa; Platyhelminthes; Monogenea; Polystomatidea; Polystomatidae
Source: the annotation of a GenBank genome assembly
AUGAAACGUGAUUGUCCAUCCGGUCAACUGAGUAAAAAAAAGUUUAUAGAGGUUUAUUCAGGAUUCUUUCCCGACGGUGAUGCCGAAGAAUUCUGCACACAUGUCUUCCGGACUUUUGAUAAGGAUAACUCUGGUAAAAUUGAUUUCAAAGAGUUUCUUCUUGCCAUCAAUAUAACUUCUGGUGGCAAGCCUGAGGAAAAACUCGAAUGGGCCUUCCAAAUGUAUGAUAUAGACGGAAAUGGGACAAUCGAGAAGGCGGAAAUGGUUGAAAUUAUCAAAGCUAUCUAUAGUAUGCUGGGUGCCGAUGAAUCGACAGUUGAUCUCACUCCUGAGGCACGUACAGAUGAGAUCUUUGAAAAAAUGGAUUCCAAUCGAGAUGGAGUUCUGACUCGAGAAGAGUUUAUGGACGGGUGCAUGUCGGACAAACAAUUGUAUUCAAUGCUACUUGCUGACGAGCCAGCUGAAUAA